Molecule: messenger RNA, 1645 nt
Organism: Crotalus tigris (Tiger rattlesnake)
Lineage: Eukaryota; Metazoa; Chordata; Lepidosauria; Squamata; Viperidae
Product: chitotriosidase-1-like
Exons: 11
Coding region: 206-1162 (318 amino acids)
Biological process (GO): carbohydrate metabolic process; chitin catabolic process
Cellular component (GO): extracellular region
Molecular function (GO): chitin binding; chitinase activity
Source: RefSeq, a predicted model, not a curated record
GGACUGGACAUCUUCUGCACUCAGAAUGGGCCGAGCAAUUAUCUGGACUGGUUUAGCUGUCUUGCUGUUUCUUCACUGCAGUUCUGCUUUCAAACUGGUUUGCUAUUUCACCAACUAGGCUCAGUAUAGGCAAGAUAGAGGGAAAUUCUUGCCUAAAGACAUUGAUCCCAAACUGUGCACUCAUCUCAUUUACGCAUUUGCGGGAAUGAAAGACCAUAAGAUCACGAUGGCAGAGUGGAAUGAUGAACAGCUCUACAAGGAUUUCAAUAACCUCAAAAAAAUGAAUCCAGGAUUGAAUACACUUUUAGCUAUCGGUGGAUGGACAUUUGGUAGUACAAAAUUCUCUGCAAUGAUAGCUACUGCUCCCAGUCGCCAGAUGUUUAUUUCUUCUGUGGUUUCAUUCAUCCGAAAACAUGGCUUUGAUGGCUUAGAUCUAGACUGGGAAUAUCCUGGUGCCAGAGGCAGCCCUGCAGAGGAUAAACAACGUUUCACCUUCUUAGUUCAGGAAAUGAUGAAAGAAUUUACAGCAGAAGCUCAGAAAACAGGAAAGAAAAGACUCUUGCUUAGUGCUGCCGUUGCUGCUGGGAAGCAGACUAUUGACAAUGCUUAUGAAGUAGACAAGAUCUCAGAAUCUCUGGACUUUAUCAACCUCAUGACAUAUGAUUUUCAUGGAGCCUCAGAUGGAGUCACAGGACAUGUCAGCCCCCUAUUCCCUGAUACUGACAAUGCUGUGAAGUACUGGAAGAGCAAGGGAGCACCACCUAAAAAGAUUGUUCUGGGAAUUCCCGCCUAUGGACGAACCUUCACCCUUUCUACUUCACAGAAUGGAGUGAAGGCACCAACUUCAGGGCCUGGCAUAGCUGGUAUUUACACAAAAGAGAGAGGAUUUUUGGCUUAUUAUGAGAUCUGUGACUUUAAAAAUGGUGCUACCACAAAAGUGAUUGAAGAUCAGAAGGUUCCAUAUUCCUUCAAAGGAAACCAAUGGGUAGGAUACGAUGAUAUCAGCAGCAUUACUAAUAAGGUCCAGUAUUUGAAAAAACAAAACCUGGGAGGUGGUAUGGUGUGGGCCUUAGACCUAGAUGACUUCAGUGGCUCCUUUUGCAAAGAAGGAAGAUACCCACUUAUUCACACUCUGAAAAAGCAGAUGAGUUCCACAAAUUAAUUGGUUUUUCUCUUUCAGGUUCAGCAACAUUCCUGAAGAUGAAAUGUCAGAUCUAGGUCCAAGACAAACUGCUUCACCAGCAGCAAACAGCUUUUCACUUUGAUAAGGCUAAAGGGAACUACAGCAUAUUAAAUUACGAAUUUUAUAUUAGACUAUAAGUAAUUGGAUCCAACAAGUACCAUUUCCAUAUGCUGGGUCCAGUAAGACUAAUGCUUGACAAUCCGUAUAGAUGUUGCAACUAUUUUAAUUGAAGCACUGGUCCUCACCAAUCCCAAAGAUAAUCACAUUCUAUAAUUAGCAAUGUAUUGUCUCUAAAUUAAACUAUCCAUUUUUUCCAAUCAAUACAUUUCUCUAACCUUUAAUACAUGCAUCCUUUGAUCUUUAUUUCAGUGUGUAAACAAGAUAUUAUUACUUCAUGAUAAUAUUAAUUACUGUUUUAUAGUAAUAGUCUAAAGUGCACCAGAAAUAAACUAAUUGCAAUCA